AAAGUCCCAGAAACAAAAAACACAAAUAAAUAAACAUAUUUGGAGAUUAGGUUGAGAUUGUUCUGUCUAUUCUCUUUUCUCUCUCCUAUUGCGGCUAGGGUUUUUCCUUUCACUCUUCUUCUUCACUUACUUACCCUUCAUCGUUUUCGUUCUCUUCGUUCGUGCGAUUCUCUGUCUUGUUUGUUUUUUAUUUGACACGAUGGAGUCGUUGUGGAGUUAAGGUUUUUUGUGUGUCUGUUAAGAAGAGGAACGAGUGGUUUGGUUGAGGUUUUGUGUCGGUGGUUGUGUUUGGAAAUGGCGACGAUGAACCCUUUUGAUUUGUUGGGCGAUGAUGUUGAGGAUCCGUCGCAGUUGAUCGCGGCUGAGCAGCUGAAGGCUGCGGCGGCGGCGGCAGCGGCGGUGCCGAAGAAGGGUCAGGAGCAGGGUAAACCGGGAACACGUGCCGGUCCGGUUCAGCAGAACAAACCGGCUCAGUUGCCAUCGAAGCCGGCUCCUCCGUCUCAGGCUGUGCGGGAUGCGAAAAAUGAAACUUCUCGUGGCGGUCGUGGUGGUGGCCGAGGAGGUGGACGUGGUUUUGGGCGUGGUAGAGGUGGCAGUGGCUUUGGUCGUGACUUUUCCAGUGACGAGAACUCAUUCCCUGCAAGUGGAGCCCCUCCUAAUCAAGGUGCAUUUGAAGAAGGAGAUGCUGGGAAAUCCUCAGAAAGACGCGGUUAUGGUGGACCUCGUGGGCCUUAUCGUGGCGGUCGUCGUGGAGGCUUCAGCAAUGGUGAAGUUGAUGAAGAAGGUCGCCCACGAAGAACAUUUGAACGCCGGAGUGGGACUGGACGAGGAAAUGAAGUCAAACGUGAAGGCUCUGGACGAGGGAACUGGGGAACUCAGUCUGAUGAAAUUGCUCAGGUGACUGAUGAAGUGGCGAAUGAAACUGAGAAGAAUUUGGGUGAUGAGAAGCCUGCAGACGAGAAAGAUGCAGCAGAUGGAAACAAGGAAAGUCCUGCUAAUGAAACUGAAGAAAAGGAGCCCGAGGAUAAGGAGAUGACACUGGAAGAAUAUGAGAAACUGAUGGAAGAGAAAAGGAAGGCCCUACAGGCACUCAAGACUGAAGAGAGAAAAGUAGAUAUUAAGGAGUUUGAAUCCAUGCAGCCACUAUCAAACAAGAAAGAAAAUGUUGAUAUCUUCAUUAAAUUGGGAUCUGAUAAGGAUAAGCGCAAAGAUGCUUUUGAGAAGGAGGAGAAAUCCAAGAAGGCUGUCAGUAUUAAUGAUUUUCUGAAGCCUGCUGAAGGGGAAAGGUACUCUUACCCGGGUGGACGUGGCCGCGGACGUGGCCGUGGUUCUAGAGGAGGUUAUAGUGGAAAUGCAACCAGCCAUGUGUCUGCUCCAUCAAUUGAGGAUCCUGGGCAAUUUCCAACUUUGGGGGGCAAGUGAGAUUUUUGAGAACCCUUCUGACAUUUCCCUGUCCUUUUUUUUAUUUUUAUUUUUUUUUCAAUUUUGGGUUCUAUGAUUUGAACUUAAGCAGGGAAAGAACUGUGGUAAUUGGACUUCCUGAAUUAGAGGGGUUAUUUAACUUUUUAUGCCUUAAAAUUGUAAAUUUAGGUUGUUCUUCA
Molecule: messenger RNA, 1601 nt
Organism: Gastrolobium bilobum
Lineage: Eukaryota; Viridiplantae; Streptophyta; Magnoliopsida; Fabales; Fabaceae
Product: RGG repeats nuclear RNA binding protein A-like
Exons: 7
Coding region: 295-1422 (375 amino acids)
Cellular component (GO): cytoplasm; nucleus
Molecular function (GO): RNA binding
Source: RefSeq, a predicted model, not a curated record